AUGAAAGCAUUCGCUGUGGUCCCCGUAAGUCGCCCCGCCGCGAGCCGAACUGGCUCGCCGGGAGUGCGAUGGAUUGAACCCUCCCGGUGUGAUGUUCCCAGAUUGCGCUGGCCGUUCCUGCCUGCCCUCUCGUCACUGACUGCAUGUACCGCGCUGGCAGUGAGCAAAGGUGCAUUGUCCAGAUCGGGAAGACGGCCCCAGGCUCAAGCCAAGCCACGGAGACGCGUCGCGCUCGUGGAAGCAUCCCGUGGCAAGACAUCGCGGACAGGAGCCAGGCGUGGACUACACUCUGCCGGGCCGGUACUAAGCACCGGAACGCUCCCGGUAGGUGACGGCUUCGACCUGUACUACGAGGAGCAUGGCAGCCCCGAUGGGAUACCAGUGGUGUUUUUGCAUGGGGGCCCCGGUGCUGGCUGCUCUCGUCGCAUGGCACAGCUAUUCGACCCGGAGAAGUAUCGGGUGAUCCUCUUCGACCAGCGAGGUUGUGGCAAGAGUUCACGCAAGGACUCGGCCAAUGCAGAGGAUCAGCUUGAGGGCAACACAACUUGGCAUCUAGUCGAGGAUCUCGAGGUUCUAAGGGCUCAUUUGAAGAUCGACCGCUGGGUGGUGUGUGGAGGUUCUUGGGGAACUUGCCUCGCCCUCGCAUAUGCCUCCAAACAUCCUGCCUGUGUCCUUGGCAUGGUACUGCGUGCUGUUUUCCUCUUCCGCAACGAGGAGCUUGAGUACUUCUGCGGUCCGAAAGGCGGUGCAAGAUCUUUGGCACGGGGUGCUUGGGACAGUUUUGCUGGAUGGCUUCCAUGGGCAGAGACACGCUCUGCCCGUGCCAUUGCGGCCGCAUUUCGUCGAGCUGCCCUGGGCGAGGAUGCGUCGGUCUCACCGACCGAUGCCCUGUCAAAGUGGCGAGCUUGGGAGAACCAUCUGUUUGCACAGCGGGCCAAGAAUUUGAAGCUGCAGCCUUCAAAGUUGUCGUCAGACCUACCCGAAGCGAAAGUACCGGCAAAGCCGUGGCCAAAGCCAGGUAAGUUCAAUGUACAGGCCUUGCUUACGCUGCAUUACGUUGCCGAGCGAGGAUUCUUUCCUGAAGGCAGUGAGUUGCUUGACUCAGCUGCGGCCUUUGCUUUUCCGUUGAAGCUCGUCCACGGCCAGAACGAUUGCAUAUGUCCAGCAGUCAAUGCAGAGGACCUUGCAAGGGCAGUCGGUCCCAGUGCUGAGUUGUUACUCACAGACGGUGGCCAUUCACAGUGGGAUGUAGGGAACAUAGAUGCGUUUGUUCGUGCCACUGAUCAGGUGGCCGCUGAAUGCUUGGUUUCCUCGUGA
Symbiodinium sp. CCMP2456 is the source of this 1317-nucleotide messenger RNA. The record is from the annotation of a GenBank genome assembly. NCBI's taxonomy places the organism in Eukaryota, Dinophyceae, Suessiales, Symbiodiniaceae.